CAUUUGUCCUCACUCCUCUAGGUCAGCACGGUUUGACACUGUCAAUCAUCAGAUACUCCUCUCCACUCUCUCAUCAAUGGGCAUCGCUGGAAUUCCACUUCGCUGGUUUGAAUCCUAUCUCACUGAUGAUCCAACGGUAGCUGCAAGGAUCUCAGGUUGCCUGGCGGACAUCUCGGCAUGGAUGAAAGAACAUCACCUUCAGCUCAACCUGGCAAAGACUGAGCUUCUUGUCUUUCCUGCCGCUCCAACUCUACAGCAUGACAUCACGAUCCAGUUAGGUUCAUCAACAAUUACCCCAUCAACUUCGGUCAGAAAUCUUGGUGUAAUCUUUGAUGACCAGCUGACCUUCAAAGACCACAUUGCAAAGACUGCUCGAUCUUGCAGGUUUGCACUACACAACAUCAGAAAGAUCAGGCCCUUUCUGACGGAGCAUGCUGCACAACUUCUUGUCCAGGCCCUUGUCAUUUCUAGGCUGGACUACUGCAAUGCUCUUCUGGCUGGACUUCCAUCAAACACAGUCAAACCUCUACAAAUGAUUCAGAAUGCGGCGGCACGACUGGUCUUCAAGGAACCCAAAAGAGCCCAUGUUACACCUCUCUUUAUCUCAUUGCAUUGGCUACCAAUCGCAGCUCGCAUCAAGUUCAAGACACUGAUGCUUGCUCAUAGAACAACCACAGGCUCAGCACCCGCCUACAUGCACUCACUAUUAAGAAUCUACAUCCCCUCCAGAAGUCUGAGAUCUGCUAGUGAGCGACGCCUCGUGGUACCAUCACAAAGAGGCUCAAAAUCACUCUCCAGAACAUUCUCGUUCACCAUUCCUUGCUGGUGGAAUGAUCUUCCCACCCAUAUUCGGAGUACUGGAUCCCUGUCAAUCUUCAAGCAACAGCUGAAAACUCAUCUCUUUCGACACUACUUGACUUCAACCCACACAUAAAAAAAAAAAAAAAAAAAAACUCUUUCUCCUUAUUUAUUCCUUCCCUUGCUAGCUUGUACUUAUUUAAACAAUGCCUGAGACUUGGUGUUACAAGCACUUCGUUUGUCGGAUUGCCUCUUCAAG
This is a messenger RNA of Onychostoma macrolepis, 1057 nucleotides long. RefSeq lists its product as uncharacterized. Bases 77 to 934 code for a protein of 285 amino acids. NCBI's taxonomy places the organism in Eukaryota, Metazoa, Chordata, Actinopteri, Cypriniformes, Cyprinidae. The transcript has 2 exons. The record is from RefSeq and is a predicted model, not a curated record.